AGUAGUUUUUAGCAACCGGCGAAAUGACAAUCAACGGCAACGGUGGGCUGCAGUUGCAGGGUCGGUUAAGGAGCCUAACCCGUCGAUUUCGGUUCUCGCCAAGACGACGCCAGUACUGUGUUCUUACCUCAGCCGUGGUUGUGACGCUGCUGGCGCUUGGAGUGAUAGGAUACAUUCUGACCGGAAUGCACUACUGCUUCGAUGUGCUGGUGGAGUGGAAGAUUUCGAAAAUAUGCAAUCAGUAUUACAGCAACGAAAUUACAGGCUACAUGUGUCCGGAGUUGUGUGCCGGCGAUACAAUAUCGGAAUAUCACUGUCCACAGGUCAAACGGAAGACGGAGUAUCCGUUCAACUCGAACCGCUUUCUGGCCCGGAAAGCCCAGCAGUACCUCGUGGUAAAGCACGCAGUACCGGAUGCAAGCUACGAGAAGCUUUCCUGGGUGGAUAGCCACCGACAGGAGGAACACUACCCAACGGAAUCGGAGUACGUGGGUAUCGUACGGCGCUAUAUUGAGCUGCGGUACAACAUACAGCUACCGUUCGACAAGCUAAACAGCUUGCUGAAGCUGAAGAACAAAAACAAUCACAUUCUGUUUCACGCCAGUAUGCGCAAUAGCUGGAACUUGAUACAGAACAACGAGUACCUGCUGAGCCGGUUGUACGAGGAGAAGGAAAUAUUCCCGCAGGUGAUCGGUACGUGUGGAGAUCUGUUCAUCACGGAACUGCUGGAUACGGUGGAGUUCGACGAGCGGCGGUAUCACUUUACGAACCACAUCGAUCUGUCGAAGUGGCGGUACCAUCUGAAGGUGGCAGUGCUGAUACUGGACUAUCUCGAGGACAUGUCACAGAAUCGGUUCCAGAUGUGUUCGGUGUUGUUGGCUGGGUUUGGUAUAAGCGAUAGUCGCAUGAAGUAUCACGAUCUGCGGUACAUCAGUACGGAAGUUUCGAUUGAUCGGCGGCUUUCGGAUGGACGCUGGUGUACGACGGAUGAUGACUGCAGCUACCACGACUGUCGGAGCCGUUGCAACGCAACAAUUCACCAGUGUACGACGGGACUGUUGAACAACAAUCUGCAGAUAGUCUGCGAAAAGAUAUUCCGGGGUACUGCCGCUGAACCGGGUAUUUUGGUGACGGAGAAGAGUCCUAACCGGUUGCUGCGCAUUCUUGAACGGUGUGCCCGGCCGAUUAGUAGAUCGGACGUGGACACCAGCCGACCCUGGGGUGCAUCGAAGACACUCAAAAAGCAGCUGUACAACGAGCUGACCGGGAUCUAUGAGCAGCUUGCUUCGUCGAUCUACGCCUAA
Molecule: messenger RNA, 1304 nt
Organism: Anopheles nili
Lineage: Eukaryota; Metazoa; Arthropoda; Insecta; Diptera; Culicidae
Gene: aln
Product: divergent protein kinase domain 1B
Exons: 4
Coding region: 24-1304 (426 amino acids)
Source: RefSeq, a predicted model, not a curated record